UAGAGUUGUGGUGUCAGGAGAAUUAUGGUGAACCACGAGCGGCUGAACAUCAACACGGCCACGGAGGAAGAGCUCAUGACCCUGCCCGGGGUCAACCGCCCCGUGGCGCGGAGCAUCGUUGAGUACCGGGACUGCAUCGGGGGCUUCAAGAAGGUGGAGGACCUAGCGCUGGUGAGUGGGAUAGGCGCCACCAAACUGGAGAUUAUUAAAGUGGAGAUCUGCGUGUCGAGUAGGACCAGUUCGUCGCAGCACUCCCCGUCCUCCCUGCGGAGAGACCCGGAGCAUAUGUCCUCCUGCAGCGGCAUGAACAUCAACACCGCCACCCCGCCGCAGCUCAUGAGCAUCCGCGGCAUCACGGAGAAAAUCGCCCGGAACAUUGCCGCCUAUCGGACCCAACACGGUCCGUUCAAGAGCAUCGAGGACCUGGUUCGGGUCGAUCACAUAAACUGCUCCCUACUGGACAAGAUCCGUUUCCAGGUGUUUGUGGAGUGCUCAAGAACUCUGUCCACCAAUACCAAAGGCGGGCUGACCUACACGGGUCGGUCCCAUCCGAGCCCAACCUCGUUCAGCCUCCGGAGCGACGACCUCGACCUCCCGCCGGGAGGACCCACGCAGAUGGUGUCCCUGCGGCCCCGCGUGGCACCGGCCCCGGGCCCGCGGGACGGCCGGGCCAAGGUGCGCCUGGCCACCUGGGACCUUCAGCGCUGCUCCAGUGAAAAGGCCAACAACCCUGGCGUCAAAGAGGUCGUGUGUAUGACCCUACUGGAGAACGAGUGA
This is a messenger RNA of Gadus chalcogrammus (walleye pollock), 777 nucleotides long. Its product is annotated as endonuclease/exonuclease/phosphatase family domain-containing protein 1-like. Gene Ontology annotation, biological process: DNA repair. Lineage: Eukaryota; Metazoa; Chordata; Actinopteri; Gadiformes; Gadidae. Gene Ontology annotation, cellular component: plasma membrane. The record is from RefSeq and is a predicted model, not a curated record. Bases 25 to 777 code for a protein of 250 amino acids. The transcript has a single exon. Gene Ontology annotation, molecular function: DNA binding.